GUUUAAAAGACAUGCAUCGUAUGUGAACGGCGGAGCUGCGGAGGCGUGCGCCGGGAUUAGGCGUCGACGCGAGCUCUGAGCGCGCGCGCGCCCCGCGAGUCCGACACACCGGCAGAGAACAGGACACGACAUGGCAUCUCUGGGGCUGAAGGCGAUUGUCGGAGAAAAGAUUAUGAACGAUGUCAUUAAGAAGGUGAAGAAGAAGGGAGAAUGGAAGGUUUUGGUGGUGGACAAGCUCAGCAUGAGAAUGGUCUCAUCAUGCUGUAAAAUGACAGAUAUUAUGUCUGAGGGAAUAACAAUUGUCGAGGACAUAACCAAGCGACGCGAGCCUCUUCCUACCAUGGAAGCCAUAUAUCUCAUUACUCCAUCGGAUGAGUCAGUUGAGGGACUCAUCAAUGACUUCAGAGAUCCCCGAAAUCCCAUAUACAGAGGGGCACACGUGUUCUUCACAGACACAAUUCCAGACUCUAUGUUCAACUUGAUAAGUAAAUCCCGUGCCUCUAAAUCCGUAAAGACACUGACUGAGAUUAACAUCGCCUUCCUGCCCUAUGAAUCACAGGUGUUCUCAGUGGACAAACAAGAUGCCUUCCAGGAUUUCUACAGCCCGUUUAAAGCUGAUGUAAAGAAUCAGGUGUUGGAGCGUUUAGCAGAGCAAAUAGCCACCUUGUGCUCCACACUGAAAGAGUACCCAGCUGUUAGAUACAGAGGAGAGUAUAAAGACAAUGCAGUCCUGGCCCAGAUGCUUCAGGACAAACUGGACGGUUACAAAGCAGAUGACCCCACUCUGGGAGAGGGACCUGAUAAAUCACGUUCCCAGCUAUUGAUUCUGGAUCGGGGUUUUGACCCUGUCACGCCACUUCUGCACGAGCUCACAUUUCAGGCCAUGGCCUAUGACCUGCUGCCCAUUGAGAAUGAUGUCUACAUGUAUGAGACCAGUGGAAUGGGUGACACUCGUAUGAAGGAGGUGCUGUUGGAUGAAGACGACGACCUGUGGAUGACUCUGAGACAUAAACAUAUAGCAGAGGUGUCCACGGCUGUGACUAAAUCACUUAAGGACUUUUCUGCGAGCAAAAAGAUGAACACAGGAGAGAAGACCACCAUGAAAGAGCUCUCCCAAAUGCUUAAAAAGAUGCCACAGUACCAGAAAGAGUUAAGCAAGUAUUCAACUCACCUGCACUUAGCAGAAGACUGUAUGAAGCAUUACCAGGGUACAGUGGACAAACUGUGCCGUGUCGAGCAGGAUCUCGCAAUGGGCACAGAUGCAGAGGGUGAGAAGAUCAAAGAUCCCAUGAGAGCCAUCGUACCCAUCCUACUGGACGCCAACGUUACCAUCAUGGACAAAAUCCGAAUCAUCCUGCUCUACAUCUUCCUCAAGAAUGGUGUGUCGGAGGAGAAUCUCUGUAAGCUCCUCCAGCAUGCUCAGAUCCCUCCAGAGGACAGCGACAUCAUCUCUAAUAUGGCCCAUAUGGGGGUUCCCAUCAUUUCAGAGCAAGCAACCACGCGUAAAGGGAAGAAAUCUGACCGCAAGGAAAGAAUCAGCGAGCAAACAUACCAGCUCUCCCGAUGGACUCCUUUGGUCAAAGACAUCAUGGAGGAUGCCAUUGAAGACAAGCUCGACCCAAAACAGUACCCUUACAUCUCCACGCGCACAGCAUCCUCAAAGACGACCACAGCUACCAGCGCACGCUAUGGAAACUGGCAUAAAAACAAGAGCCCAGGAGAGAUACGCAACGGCCCACGCAUCAUGGUCUUCAUCAUUGGGGGGGUGACCUACAGCGAGAUGCGCUGCGUCUAUGAGGUCACACAGGCCAACGGCAAAUGGGAAGCUCUCAUCGGCUCCACCCACACCAUCACUCCCGUUAAGUACCUCAAGCAUCUGCAGCACCAAGACUUCCUGGACCCUAACGCAGCCCCCGAGGACCAGCUUCCCGAAGAAGACAAGUGAUGAAGGCAAGAAAAAAGAAUGUAGUGCCGUCAUGGGCCUGACUCGCUGUUCUGAUGCCAUCAGUGCUCCUACUAGAUGAGCGUUAAGACACCCAUACAACAUCAGUACAAUAUCAAUAUAUCAGGCAGCCUGCCAUCCUUCAGCACUUCCCUCGGCGAUAGGCUAUAGUAAAGUAUAUUACAUUAAUAGCCUCUGUUAUAUUUAUUAAUCACCUUAAUGUAAACCUCAGAUUGUAUCAAAUGUCAUUAUCAAAAAUAAGGAAUUAUUUAGGUGUCGUUCUCCAUUUUUGGUAAUAUGGGACCAGUUGACCAUUAGGUAGAUGAAAUAAUAAGAGAAGAUUAUUUGAACACAGCAUAGCAAAUUGAGUUUGAGUUUCCUUUUCUGUAAAACUAUUUUGAAUUGAAUCAGUAGUUUGACCUGCUAUGCAGCGUCUGCCAAGCAUGAUUGUGUCUGUUUGAUACCGGAUGUCCCAUUGUGAAUAUCAACUGCUUUGUGUUAUUUUAAUAUCGUGGCUUGGAAACAAUAGUUACAGUACUUGUCGUGUAUAUAGACUUUGUUAAUAUAGUAAAACCUCCCUUGCUGAUAUUAUAUUUUUCUUUUGCAUAUCGACCGUUUCUUGCGUAGCAAUGUAGUAUGAAUGCUUUUUAUGUAAUAAUCUGUUAUUUACGCUAAGAAUACACAUUCCUGCUGUGUAAAUAUAUAUGCCAUAUUCAAAUAUAUUUAACAUGUUUAACACAUUAGAGGUGCAAACGAUUGUCUUGUGCAUAUAGUACAAUAAACUGGCUUCUGUUAAACAUC
This is a messenger RNA of Puntigrus tetrazona (Sumatra barb), 2743 nucleotides long. RefSeq names its product syntaxin binding protein 1b (gene stxbp1b). Gene Ontology annotation, molecular function: syntaxin binding. Gene Ontology annotation, cellular component: secretory granule; plasma membrane. Bases 131 to 1945 code for a protein of 604 amino acids. The transcript has 20 exons. Gene Ontology annotation, biological process: neurotransmitter secretion; intracellular protein transport; vesicle-mediated transport. NCBI's taxonomy places the organism in Eukaryota, Metazoa, Chordata, Actinopteri, Cypriniformes, Cyprinidae. The record is from RefSeq and is a predicted model, not a curated record.